This is a messenger RNA of Dicrocoelium dendriticum, 2013 nucleotides long. NCBI's taxonomy places the organism in Eukaryota, Metazoa, Platyhelminthes, Trematoda, Plagiorchiida, Dicrocoeliidae. The record is from the annotation of a GenBank genome assembly.
UCGGAAUUCGAUCAGCACUGAAAGCCGAUCUCGAAACGUCCAGCGCCGAACUGGCCUGUGAACAACCACUCCGAUUACCAGGCGACUCUUCUCUGAAAGUCCGAACACUCCUAGCUUGGACGUGCACUACGCUCAGCAAGUAGCCACGAGCAUGCGCCGCAAUAAAUCGACCGCAGUACGGGAACAGCAUCGCAAGUCUUACGUUCCCAAAGCUCCCACCGCCCGUUUGUCUUCAUUCACACUGAUGGUCUACGUAGACCACUCGAACGACCUUACGAAGGCCCAUUCAUGGUCCUACAACGUAAGGAUCACUUCUUCGUCAUCGAAUGCAAUGGCAAGCACGAAACGGUCUCAAUCGACCGCCUCAAAGUUGCUUACGUCGAACCAGAGUCGAACGACGACUCCAGUUUUUCGUCCUCUGAUGAAUCGACCCAACCAGUGGUGGAGGAAACGCUUGCAGACAGCAACACCACAACCGGAAACCCGUCUCCUGAGCCCUCCAACUUCGCCACGCCUAAAAAGGUUACUAGGUCUGGUCGUGGGGUUCACUGGCCGACACGUUUCCUAGCACGGUUUUCAUUCUUGUCAGUACCCUCCGAAAACCGCACAAAAUGCAGAAUGUUUUGAAAACCCGAGAACAUUGCAAAACGUUUCGAAAACCAGAAGCAAACACGGAAAAACGUUUUGAAAACCGAUAAAAAAGAGUUGUUUCCCUGACUUCGCUGCCUAUUCGCCAUGUGUGCCAGUGCUGCUACGCAGAAGUUUAUCGAUAUCGGCGCCAAUCUCACUGACAAAGUAUUUCGUGGGUUGUACAGAGGACAGCAACAUCAUCCGGAUGAUUUGUUUACUCUUCUCCUUCGAGCUUUUAACGCAGGUCUUGAGAAAAUAAUCAUUACUGCAGGCUCUCUCGCUGAUACUGAAGAAGCUUUGGCACUGGCCAGAACGGAUUCUCGCCUUUUCUGCACUGCCGGUUGCCACCCAACACGAUGUUUGGAAUUUCAGGCCAACCCUAACGCUUAUCUGAAUGCCAUCAAGGAACUUGCCAUCCUCAACCCUGAUAAAGUCAUUGCGAUAGGAGAGUGCGGGUUGGACUACGACAGAGAAAAUUUCUGUCCCAUUACUGUACAGCGAGAGCACUUUGUUUCUCAGUUGCGUUUAGCAGGCGAACUAAAUUUGCCUCUCUUCCUACAUUGUCGUGCAGCCCACGACGAUUUUAUUCAAUUGAUCGAAGAAACCAAUUCUGUUCAUUUUCCGAAUACUCCUCUUCACGGUGUUGUUCACACUUUUGACGGCAGUUUUGAGGAUGCGAGGAGAUUACUUGCACUGAACUUUUACCUAGGACUAAAUGGUUGUAGCUUAAAGACAGAAGAAAAUCUCAAAGUCGUCAGUGCACUUCCAGUAGAUCGUAUUCUCCUGGAAACCGAUGCUCCUUGGUGUGAAAUUCGUCCAACGCACGCUGGAUACAAAUUUGUCAAUACACGAUUCACCUAUCGUAAACCACAGCAAUGGGACCCUAAAUGCUUGGUGAAGGGACGAAACGAACCGGUGAAUAUCGUUCAGGUCGCCGAAGUUGUCGCUGCAGUGAAAGGCUUAUCUCCAGCAGCGUUGGCUGCCCAGGUUUACGAAAAUACACUGCAGGUUUUUUCGUUUCCCACAGCCCCGAGUGUACUAGAAGAUAAACUCCCAGUUACGCCUUGAUUCCUUUGCCGGAUGACGUAUGUAUUCACUGUUGUCUAUUGCAUAUUCGUGGAUAUUUUUGAAAGAUAUUUCUUACGACACCCCGAUACUUUUGUUUCCUUCAACAUUGUAUAUGAGAUCGGCCGAUUUGGUCUCUGUUAUACUCUCUCCAUGUGUAAUAGCAAGCCUAUUGCUUUUUGCACUAUCCACCGCUCGUUUAUCUAUCGCUUUGUCUUCUGCGAACUUCACCCUUAUUUCUUUUAUGACCUCCCUACCAGGUUUCCGUUCAUUAGUUACUUUUUCGGGGUUCUCAUUGGAAGGGUGUCUUCUUUCUUC